This is a messenger RNA of Rotaria sp. Silwood2, 234 nucleotides long. NCBI's taxonomy places the organism in Eukaryota, Metazoa, Rotifera, Eurotatoria, Philodinida, Philodinidae. The record is from the annotation of a GenBank genome assembly.
AUGUUUGGAAUAAAUUCACCAUGCUAUGAUUUGCUUGGUUUGACUGCUGGUAGUACAUUAAUUGUCCAAAUAUCACCAAGUGUAUUCACCGUAAAAGCACUUCAAGAUCCUGUUCUUAUUGAAGAUGUUUGGACUUAUAUUGUUCUUGCUUAUUGUCAAACAUAUGGAAUGCAUCUUUGGAUCAAUGGAACACUUUUAAAUGUGCAUCUAAUGCAUUACCUAUUGUGGAUUUAG